This is a messenger RNA of Periconia digitata, 631 nucleotides long. The record is from the annotation of a GenBank genome assembly. Lineage: Eukaryota; Fungi; Ascomycota; Dothideomycetes; Pleosporales; Periconiaceae.
UCCGUGAAUUGUUGUUUGGCGUCAUUUCGCUACCCUGAACAUCGAGGUGUUUAUUGAAGGGUGAAGUCGAGCCACAAUAGGAGCUUCCGCGACCUGUUUGCUGCAUGGGCUCAACCCUGUUCGCCUUCCAAGGGGAGCCGGAAAGUCGGCAUCCGGAGCAAGUAAAUAUGAAUCGAGGAUGCUCGAGAUCGAUCAGAAACAAGCUCUUCUGCUCGCCCGCAUCCAAGUACGCAAUUGCGCACAUGUGUAUACGGUGCAGCAUGUGUUGGGUACAGCAUGCGUCGCGUCGGAGGGUGGUUGCAUCGCAGUUGCUGCCGUUUCUGGUCUCGACGAGUGCCGCCUGCCGGUGCAUCUGCUUUUGGAAGGAAAAUACGGUUUCGUUCGACCCGUAUGCUUCAGCGCUGUACACGCGAUUGAACUCGUUUUGCUGUUCUCGUCAAUAGAUGAAUCAUUCGAGCAUAACCACACCAGCCCCUGUUCGAUGGACGCCGCGUGGGGAAAUGCACAAAAACAGACUUCGAUAACGAGUACAGAUAAAGGUUGGUUGCUUGGGCGGUUCACGACACGAGAAUUGGGUCAAGCACUGGGUUCUGUUUCUCGGGCGAUAGGCGGGUGGCUGCAGCAGCGCUGA